GUCGAAACCUGCCAGAGACCCGGAAGUAGUUUGCGGUGUUCUUGAAGCGCAGGUCGUGCGGGAGUCCCUAGUCAUACCUCGGCGUAGUUCACCUUGGAGUGGCAUGCGCUUUUAUAUAUAGUGUAUAUAGUGUAUCUAGAUAAAUAUAUAUAUAUUUAUAUAUCAGAAAUCGUUGCACCGCCGUCCUCCUCCUCAUCAUUAUCAUGUCUCUGGCCGCCGAGGCGUUCGUGUCGCAGAUCGCGGCUGCUGAGCCUUGGCCCGAGAACGCCGCGCUCUUCCAGCCCCUGAAAGAUGACCAAGUACUGCUGUCGGACUGCGCCUCGUCGCUGGCGGUCCAGGCGUACCUGCGCAUGUGCAACCUGCCGGUGCAGGUGUGUUGCCGGGCCAACGCUGAGCACAUGUCCCCAUCUGGCAAAGUUCCCUUUAUCCACGUGGGGAACCAGGUCGUUUCAGAGCUCGGUCCCAUAGUGCAGUUCACCAAGGCCAAGGGCCACUCCCUUAGCGAUGGCCUGGAUGAUGUGCAGCGGGCUGAGAUGAAGGCCUACAUGGAGCUGGUGAACAACAUGCUGCUGACUGCUGAGCUGUACAUCCAGUGGUGUGAUGAGGCAACGGCAGCACAGAUCACCAGGCCGAGGUACAGCAGCCCUUACCCGUGGCCCCUUAACCACAUCCUGGCCUACCAGAAGCAGUGGGAAGUGCGCCGCAAGAUGAGCGCCAUCGGCUGGGCGGGGAAGAGUCUGGAACAGGUGUAUGAAGAUGUCAGUCAGUGCUGUCAGGCUCUGUCGCAGAGGUUGGGGACCCAGCAGUAUUUCUUCAACAAGCAGCCGACAGAGCUGGACGCCCUGGUGUUCGGUCACCUCUUCACCAUCCUUACCACACAGCUGACCAGCGACGAGCUCAGCGACAAGAUCAAGAGCUACAGCAACCUGCUGUCCUUCUGCCGGCGCAUUGAGCACAACUACUUCCAGGAGCACGAGCGCCCGGGCCUCGACCCUCUGUCCAUACGGCCCUCGUUGAUGUGAGCGCCCCCACCAGGGUCCCCGCUGCAUCGCGUUUCUGCCGUUCCCCCCACGAUGUGGUCGGUUCUGCGGAGGAGCUGUCGGUUGCCCAUUUGUACAGAUGACCUCGUUUCCAUUGUUUGUUGCAUGUCAUUAUUGUUAGAAAUAAAUAAAAGUCCAAUAA
Molecule: messenger RNA, 1182 nt
Organism: Scleropages formosus (Asian bonytongue)
Lineage: Eukaryota; Metazoa; Chordata; Actinopteri; Osteoglossiformes; Osteoglossidae
Gene: mtx2
Product: metaxin 2
Exons: 10
Coding region: 204-1022 (272 amino acids)
Biological process (GO): mitochondrion organization
Cellular component (GO): SAM complex; cytoplasm
Source: RefSeq, a predicted model, not a curated record